AUGAUUCCAACCAACGUUGACCAAGCAUUACUUCGUGAACAUGCUUAUUUAAACAGUAACGAUUUAAAUGUAGUAUUGGACCCUGCUGUCUUCUCGAACAAUGAUGGUUUCAAAUCCAUCAAAGACCAUGGUCUGGGUUUUUUCAACUACUACUUGGCGCUGGAUUCAGAUAUUUAUGACGCGUCUACGCUGGAUAUGUUACGUGCACAUAUUUAUGAUAAGUUCAAUAUAUAUUUGGGAUUAUUCCUAGUAUUGAUGAUAUUCUGGGGUUAUAAUGUCGUUAAUGGACUUGGUGGAUUAAACGGCAUGUUCAAGAAGAGAAGGUGGAACAGGUUCGGUGAUAGUGGCAUUGAGUACCAUCAUGUUAAAGUAUAA
Molecule: messenger RNA, 375 nt
Organism: Maudiozyma barnettii
Lineage: Eukaryota; Fungi; Ascomycota; Saccharomycetes; Saccharomycetales; Saccharomycetaceae
Exons: 1
Coding region: 1-375 (124 amino acids)
Source: RefSeq, a predicted model, not a curated record